AUGGACACGCCGCGCACGCCGCGCGAUGAAGCAGCGGAGUAUAUCGCCAAUCCACGCUUCCACCAAUCUGUCACCCUUCCCGCACGCGAUGACCACAAGGAGAUGCUGAUCAGUUACGCCGAGUACGGCUGUGAGAGCGACGCAAACAACCCCACGAUCUUGUUCACACCUGGCAUGUUCGGGUCUCGAUACGUGGGCAUGUUCAUGCAUGCGAUUGCGGCCAAGAACAAGGUCAGGGUGCUCGUGCCGGACCGGUUCGGCUUUGGUGAGACAAAGAACGUACCAUUGGCAUCUCGAAUCAGUGCAUGGACGGCUGUCAUGCCCAGGUUUCUGGAAGCCCUUGGCAUCAAGCACGUCGCACUGUUGUCGCACAGCGCCGGCACCAUGUACAACCUGAACCUCCUAUGGCACCACCGAGAGAUACUUCAUCCGACACGACCGAUGAUUUUCUUCCUUGCCCCCUUCGUCGACGUCGCCCACUCCAAGGUGCCCAUGGUGCUUGCUCUCCAGAAACUGCCCGAAGCGUCGUUUGCCUACUGGAACAAGAUGGCUAGCUUCUUCGCUCUCAAAGCCUCUGUCAUGUUUGGUUUCUCCUCAGGGCUGCUCGCCCAGUUUGCGGGGGCCCUCUCGCCCGGGAACGGUGAACCUUCGGCGCGGGAGGCGAACAUGAAGGUCAUAGAGAGGGACUAUGGCUUGGGGGUGGACUUGCAAGUUGAACUGGAGAACGCCGUCGCCCGGGGCUUGUUUGCGGAGGAGACAGUGGGGGCGAACCACGAGGCGCUCACUUGCCUCAAGAAGGGACCAGACGCGCUCUGGGCCGAGGCAGACGACAUGGCCAUGCUCGUCAAAAAGGUGGCCGCACGAGAGAGGGAGACGCGGGUCGAGGGACGAGCAGCGCUUCGUGUUGGAAUAUUCUUUGCCGAGAGUGAUGCCAUGACGGGAAAGGCAGGACAGGAGUACUUUCAAUCUUGCUGGACUGGACAGAAUGGGCAGUACGAGUGCUCUUUCAAUGUCAGGGCGACGACAAUCGACAAGAGUGAUCAUGAUAGUGUGCUACGGGCUGCGGAGGCGUUGGUGGAUGUGAUCGAGUCGGUCGCGGAGACAGGCAUGCAGGAUGGGAGCAUCGCAUGA
This is a messenger RNA of Emericellopsis cladophorae, 1131 nucleotides long. RefSeq lists its product as uncharacterized. Bases 1 to 1131 code for a protein of 376 amino acids. Lineage: Eukaryota; Fungi; Ascomycota; Sordariomycetes; Hypocreales; Bionectriaceae. The transcript is spliced from 3 exons. The record is from RefSeq and is a predicted model, not a curated record.